Molecule: messenger RNA, 1190 nt
Organism: Neomonachus schauinslandi (Hawaiian monk seal)
Lineage: Eukaryota; Metazoa; Chordata; Mammalia; Carnivora; Phocidae
Product: caspase-14-like
Exons: 7
Coding region: 81-1190 (369 amino acids)
Biological process (GO): proteolysis
Molecular function (GO): cysteine-type endopeptidase activity
Source: RefSeq, a predicted model, not a curated record
GGAGGCGUGCGCGGUCCGCGGGGCACGGGCCUCGGCGGUGGGUCCCUCCAGUCCGGGCGCUUCGGCACCUUUGGGUGGAGAUGGAGAGAGGCCUUGAGAGCUGCCGGCGCUCGGAGUCCAACGGCCUCUGGGCACAUCGGAUCACGGCGGUGGAGGAGCUGCAGAGCCGCGUGCAGGAGACCCUGGACCUGCUGUCCCCGCAGGAGCUGAGCAACUUCCGCAUCUUCCUCAAGUCGGUGGACGAGGAGCCGCGCGUGACCCCCUUGCGACUGGAGCUGGAGGGCAAGAACACGAAAGGGCUGGCCCGUCUCCUGGUCCAGCACUACUGCGAGCCCGCCGCUGCGUCGCGCGUCCUCACCAAGGUGCUGCAGCAGCUACGCCGCGUCGACCUGCUCCAGCGCUGGCAGGACGCCGCCGCCGCCGAGGACCGGGGGAUUCCAAGAAAGAUUCUAAAAAGAAGCUAUGAUUGUGUGGAUGGCGAACUGGACUGUUAUGACCUGAGGGGCAAGCGGAAGGCUUUUAUCAUGUGCGUGGAGAAGAACAGACCAGGGGCUCAGCGGGACAUCCAUCUAAUGGAGGAGUGGCUUGGCCAGUGCCAGUUUGAGCAUACACAGUGCAUCGAUCCUAACAAAAUGGUGUUAAUUGAGAAAAUAAGAUCAUUCCGUGAUGGACUCAAUGAAAGUAAAGAUGAUGUUGGCUGUUGUCUUGUUACCCUUAUGUCCCACGGAGAGAAAGGGUUUAUUAAAAUGGAAGAUGGUGAAAAAGUCAGCCUGGAGGACAUUUUUGAAAUGUUUAAUAAUAAAAAUUGUCCAGCACUUCAGGAGAAACCAAAGAUCUUUAUCAUCCAGGCCUGCAGAGGAGAGAGAAGAGACACCGGUGUUGAGACAGACGAUGAACCCAUGGAGUCUGACGACAUAUCCGAGAGGAGGAGGCUGCCCACCUUCAGUGAUUAUUUCAUCAUCUAUCCCACCCAGGCAGAUCACGUUGCUUUACGGCACCCUCGCACUGGUUCCGUGAUGAUUGAAGCGAUGUCUAAAGUCUUUAAACAGUACGGAAAUAAGUGGCACAUCGCUGACUUCUUCACCAAGGUGAAUAAUAGAGUGGUACACACUGAAUUUCAUCUACAUGAAGAACCAAUUAAAGUAUCACUCGUCAUGGAAUCAACUUUAACUAAAUUUGUGUACUUCUGA